ACCAAAGGGGCUGGGCCCUGCCCACAUGCCCGGCCUCUGGGGGUGCUGGGAGCACAGCACCAGGGGAGCCCAAUCCUGCUUCCAAGGCCCAGAGACUUCCAGACACCCCCCAAAGGCACCUCUGUGCUGCUGGGGGCGGGAGGGGGGCAGGUUACAAAGGGGAUGGUGUAGGAGACCCAGACCUCUUGGCAAGCUGCUGGCUGCCCUGUCCCUCUGACCCAGGGGAUCCCCGGUCACCCAUGGUGACAUCCAAUGUCGCUGAAGUCAUUGUAGCAUCAUAAUGUCCCCUAAUGAUGUCAUGGUGCCCCCCCACCCCCAGUCAUUCCCAGGAGGCUGCAGGGUGGGAUUGUACAUGCUGCGAGCAGCUGAAGGAUGACCUGCGCUGCCUGCCAUAAGCAGGCCUGGGGCUGCGGCUAUGCCCAGCUGCGUCCCCUCCGGCCCAUCCGGGUAUGGGGAGAUCAAGGAGCCGCCAGCAAGCAGGGCCAGGUGCUGGGCUGGGGCCAAGCCUCUGACCUGCCCCUUCUCUGCUCUCUUUCCUCACCCCUGCAAGCUACCCCCUCCAGUGCCUCUGGUCCCGGCAGCCCAGAAGCCCCUGAGCCAACAGGACUGGUACCACGGCUCCAUCCCCCGGCAGGAGGCCCUGGCCCUGCUGGCAGGUGAGGGCGACUUCUUGGUGAGGGAAAGCCAAGGACAGCCGGACAAGUGUGUCCUAUCCCUGAUGGCUGGAGGGCAGUGUCGACACUUCAUCAUCCAGAGCUGCAAUGGCCAGUACUGCUUGGACCCCAUGGGUGCUGCCGCUCCCAGCAUCCCUGCCCUGAUCCAUCUCUACCUGCAGUCGCACCAGGGGCUCACCCAGAAGUGCCCCUUUCUCCUGCGCCAGCCUGUGAUCAAGGCGAAAUGGGACCUGGGCCUGGAGGACGUGGUGCUAGGGGAGCUGCUGGGCUGCGUGAGUGAAGCCGCAAUGCCCCAGCCGGGUUCUCCAUAA
This is a messenger RNA of Alligator mississippiensis (American alligator), 985 nucleotides long. RefSeq names its product tyrosine-protein kinase Fes/Fps. Lineage: Eukaryota; Metazoa; Chordata; Crocodylia; Alligatoridae. The record is from RefSeq and is a predicted model, not a curated record. The transcript has 3 exons. Bases 416 to 985 code for a protein of 189 amino acids.